UGUGAUACAGUGCGAUAUAUCAUGUGAAAAACUGCUACAGAUACGUGGAUUGCAAGUUGCAAAUACAGUAAUAAAUACUGAUGCAAUGGAUAUGAUUAACGAAUUACUGGUGAAGGAGCGGCAGUGCAAGGUUCACAGCGUAUAUUGGUGACUCACGAUGGUACCUCACCAUUGCCUCCAGCAGCACCUAAAUAUCAAGGCUCUUGUUGCUCCGUCGUGAUCAGGUGAGUGUAAGGUUACAGCUCAUCGUGGGACAACUCACAGCUUGUCAGUUCUCAGCCAUGGGUUUUUCACUGUGUCUUCUCGUCACCACGGUGGUGGCAUCCGUCGCUCUCUCCAGCGCUGAUAAAACUCCUCAACGACCUCUUUAUCGGACUCUCAGGUCGUUCCAGAACUUCAGAAAUGACUUUUCCUCCAGCCCUGGAGGCAGAUAUAUUUUCGUGUAUCACGUUGGAGACAGUGAACGCCAUGAGGAACGCAACGAGGAAGGUGAAGUGCGAGGUCGGUACUCCUUCGUGGCUCCAGAGGGAGAUGAAUACCAGUUUAAGUAUGAUGCUGAUGCUGACGGGUACCGCGUGGAGAGUGACGCCCUUCCCUCCGCUCCUGAAGACACUGACGACGUCAAGAGGGCCAAGAAGGAGUUCUUCGAGGCCUACCAGAAGGCCCUCGAACUCGCCGAAGACGACGACUACGAGUACUCCGAGGAGAGCCAUGAGGAAUCCGAUGAGGAAGAGUCGAGCGAGGAAUCCGACGAGGACUUAGAAGACGAUUCAGAGGAGGAAAGUCAAAGACACUUCCAGGGAGUUCCAAACUUUGGAUUCCGUUACCCUUACUCUUUCAGCGGGAAAUAGAACCUUCGUCAGCACGACGAAACCACAGGACGAGUCUCCUAGUUAGCUUUCUCCUAGACAGCCUUACGCCUCUACCUAGCCAUCCCAUGACAGUCUUCUAGCGAUCAACAUGAGUUUUUACCCCUAGCCAGCAUCUCGCCACACCCAUCAUAGCCAGCGCUGCUUCAGUCCCUCUGUCCUUCAAGGGAAAACCGGGCAAAACAAACAACAGUUUCGAAACCGGUAUAAACCUUGGCAAUCAAUAUCGACAAAUUGGUUUAUAAAGACAUGUAAACAAAAACUAGGACAUAGAAAACGGUUUCGGUCCUGGGACUUUUAGUGAUCAGGGUCCCAGGACCGAAACAUUUUGUAAUAUGUCAUGGUGUUUGUUUACGUGUCUUUUUAAACCAAAUUCCACACUGCACCUCGGUAAACCAUCACGUCUCGGAUAAAAGAACACAACUGCAACUAAUGUGACAUUUUACUGUGGCAACGUUUCGCUCUCCGGGAGCUUUGUCAAGCCAUUCACUCCUGGAGAGCGAAACGUUGCCACAAUAAAACAUCGCAGUAAUUGCAAAUGUGUCCUUUUACCUAAGAUAUUGUGGGUAAUUCAACCAACAUUAUUACACCACGUCUCGGUAUUUAAAAAAAAAAUCAAGGCUAAGGAAAAGAUCCCCCAAAUGACUAUCUUUAUGGAUUCACCUCGUAUCCUGUAGCUUAUAAAACAGUGUAUAUGUUUGUGUGUGUGUGUGUGUGUUUUAUAUAUAUAUUUAUAUAUAUUAUUUAUUUGAUGUCUCUUUCUAGUCCAGUAUCGAUUAAUUUGAGAAAACACUUGAUUUCGGGUAGGUCUCUUGAUCCAAGGAAUAAUAGCUAUGGUUUCCUUGAAUCAAGCCUCAUCACCUUCCCUUGUCCCAAGCGUUAAACCCCGUACAGAUUUAACGCUUAUUCAUAUAUUUUAAACAUAAUUUUGUAGAAAAUAUCUCUUAGCUUAGCGAAAGCUCAAUAUUUAAUAUAUUUUAGAGAUAUUUAUGAAAGUCAAUAUAUUUUGCUAUUAUAUGAAUCGUAUGAGACUGCCAUUACCGUAUGAAUGUAGUGAUGGAUGAGUGUGUUCGUAUGUAUUGUUGGAUGACAGAGUAUGUAACUCUUGAAGGUUGAAAGUCUUUUCAUAUGUUGUACACAAUUGCUUU
Molecule: messenger RNA, 2017 nt
Organism: Cherax quadricarinatus
Lineage: Eukaryota; Metazoa; Arthropoda; Malacostraca; Decapoda; Parastacidae
Source: RefSeq, a predicted model, not a curated record